Molecule: messenger RNA, 1077 nt
Organism: Aspergillus calidoustus
Lineage: Eukaryota; Fungi; Ascomycota; Eurotiomycetes; Eurotiales; Aspergillaceae
Source: the annotation of a GenBank genome assembly
AUGACAUCCCUCAAAUCCGGCUACUUCCAGACCCUCACCUACCCCUCCACCACCUCAAUUCUCAUAAAAGAUGAGAUCUACGGGGAGCACCGCAUCACCGAGCCUGUCCUGCUGGACCUCCUCCACUCCCCACACGUCCUGCGCCUCCGAAAUAUCGACCAACACGGGGUAACAGGUGUCCUAGCCCUGCUGCCCAACAUAACGCGCCUUGAACACUCCAUCGGCGCAUUCCUCCUCGUCCGCACACAGGGCGCCACCCUCCCCGAACAAGUCGCCGCCCUGCUCCACGACAUCAGCCACACGGUCUUCAGCCACGUCAUCGACGGGGCGCUCUCAGCACCGGGCGAGGAGAGUUUCCACGAAGUGCACAAGGACCGAUAUGUCCGGGGGAUGACGGAUCUACCAGAGAUGAUCCGGCGGCAUGGCCUUGACCCCGACGAGGUCCUGCGCGAGGAAUUGUUCCCGCUUGUCGAGCAGCCGGCUCCGCGGCUUUGUGCGGAUCGCGUGGACUAUGCGCUGCGCGACACGGUUGCGUUGGGGAAGCUGAGUCUCGGCCAGGCGAAGUGGGUUUUGAGGGCUCUGCGUGCGGUUCCGGACGCGAGGCAUCCGAGACGGAUAUUGGCUCUCGACGACGCAGACGUCGCACUAGGAUUCUCACGCGCAUACAUCGCGGUCGAUGGGGCGCUUUGGGGCAAUAGCGCGCAUGGCGACAUGUCCCGGCGGCUGGCGGGUGUCAUACGAAAUGUAAUCCAGCAGGGAUUGAUCCCGGAAGAAGCGCUAUGGACGCUCUCCGACCGCGAAUUCUGGGAUCUGAUGCGGAACGUCGCUAGCGAGGAAGAUCAUGGUGUUCUUGAAGGACUGGAGAGGGAAGGGAUCCCUAACAACGAGGGGCUGCCCUUUGUGGCGGGCACAAAGAUCCGCACUAUUGAUCCGGAUGUUCUGGUCUCGAACUCGGAUGCAGAAAUCAAGCCUCUGUCGAAGGUUUUGCCGGGGUGGGCGACUGAGCGCGAGGAGUAUCUUCGCGAGCGAGAGAGGAUGAGGGCAACGAGUGCCGAGGGCGCAAGAAGUUCCUCAUAG